AUGGCGCUUCGGUUGCGGUUCUGGGCGUUAGCCGUUUGCAGAAACCCCGAGUUUGGGUUUGCAGGCCUCUCAACCAGUUCCACAUCGGCGGUGAAGCCCGAAGUAGACCCCGUGGAUAAUGAAGCUGUUGCCCCUGAGUUCACUAACCGGAAUCCCCGGAAUCUGGAGCUCUUGGCUGUGGCCAGGAAGGAACGGGGCUGGGGGACAGUGUGGCCCUCGCGGGAGUUCUGGCACAGGUUGCGAGUUAUAAGGACUCAGCAUCACGUAGAAGCAUUUGUUGAGCAUCUAAACGGCCAGAUUGUGGUUUCGGCAUCGACUCGUGAAUGGGCUAUUAAAAAGCACCUUUAUAGGACCAACAACGUGGUGGCUUGUGAGAGCGUUGGACAGAUACUGGCCGAGCGAUGCUUACAGGCGGGAAUCAACUUCAUGGUCUACCAGCCCACCCCCUGGGAGGCAGCCUCAGACUCGAUCAAACGACUGCAGAGUGCUGUGACAGAAGGUGGUGUGGUGCUGCGGGAACCUCGCAGAAUCUAUCAGUGA
Orycteropus afer afer is the source of this 540-nucleotide messenger RNA. It is a transcript of the gene MRPL18, whose product is annotated as mitochondrial ribosomal protein L18. The transcript is spliced from 4 exons. Gene Ontology annotation, molecular function: 5S rRNA binding; structural constituent of ribosome. Gene Ontology annotation, cellular component: mitochondrion; ribosome. The record is from RefSeq and is a predicted model, not a curated record. Gene Ontology annotation, biological process: translation. The coding region runs from base 1 to 540 and encodes 179 amino acids. NCBI's taxonomy places the organism in Eukaryota, Metazoa, Chordata, Mammalia, Tubulidentata, Orycteropodidae.